Molecule: messenger RNA, 14274 nt
Organism: Oncorhynchus gorbuscha (pink salmon)
Lineage: Eukaryota; Metazoa; Chordata; Actinopteri; Salmoniformes; Salmonidae
Product: mucin-5AC-like
Exons: 20
Coding region: 1-14097 (4698 amino acids)
Cellular component (GO): extracellular matrix
Molecular function (GO): protein binding
Source: RefSeq, a predicted model, not a curated record
AUGAUUUCUGCUGGUUAUCACAUUUGCUCAGCUCCAGAGGCAGUUGAAUGUAGAGCAAAACAAUACCCUGGACUUCAGAUCUCUCAGCUUGGCCAAGACGUGACUUGCAAUCCAUCCGUUGGACUGAUUUGUCAAAACAAUAAGCAAGGUCUUCAGCAAAAGUGCUUUGAUUACGAGAUUCGAGUGAAAUGUUGUCAAUGUGGAACCACAACACACAUCCCCACCACCACAACAACAACAGUUCCUCAUAUCACUACUCCUACACCCACUACUACAACCUCAACAUCGACAGCUCCACCUACAACAAAAACAACAACUCAGACUCCCAGCUCUAGUACGACUCCAACCACUACUCCUACAUCAACCUCAACUGGAGUAACACCUACCCAAUGCAGUGGUGAAGAAAAAUGUGUGUGGUCAGACUGGAUCAACCUUGGUCAGCCAACGACUGGCUCUGAAGGUGGAGAUAAUGAAUCCAUUAAGAACAUCAUUUCUGCUGGUUAUCACAUUUGCUCAGCUCCAGAGGCAGUUGAAUGUAGAGCAAAACAAUACCCUGGACUUCAGAUCUCUCAGCUUGGCCAAGACGUGACUUGCAACCCAUCCGUUGGACUGAUUUGUCAAAACAAUAAGCAAGGUCUUCAGCAAAAGUGCUUUGAUUACGAGAUUCGAGUGAAAUGUUGUCAAUGUGGAACCAUAACACACAUCCCCACCACCACAACAACAACAGUUCCUCAUAUCACUACUCCUACACCCACUACUACAACCUCAACAUCGACAGCUCCACCUACAACAAAAUCAACAACUCAGACUCCCAGCUCUAGUACGACUCCAACCACUACUCCUACAUCAACCUCAACAGGAGUAACACCUACCCAAUGCAGUGGUGAAGAAAAAUGUGUUUGGUCAGACUGGAUCAACCUUGGUCAGCCAACGACUGGCUCUGAAGGUGGAGAUAAUGAAUCCAUUAAGAACAUCAUUUCUGCUGGUUAUCACAUUUGCUCAGCUCCAGAGGCAGUUGAAUGUAGAGCAAAACAAUACCCUGGACUUCAGAUCUCUCAGCUUGGCCAAGACGUGACUUGCAACCCAUCCGUUGGACUGAUUUGUCAAAACAAUAAGCAAGGUCUUCAGCAAAAGUGCUUUGAUUACGAGAUUCGAGUGAAAUGUUGUCAAUGUGGAACCAUAACACACAUCCCCACCACCACAACAACAACAGUUCCUCAUAUCACUACUCCUACACCCACUACUACAACCUCAACAUCGACAGCUCCACCUACAACAAAAACAACAACUCAGACUCCCAGCUCUAGUACGACUCCAACCACUACUCCUACAUCAACCUCAACAGGAGUAACACCUACCCAAUGCAGUGGUGAAGAAAAAUGUGUUUGGUCAGACUGGAUCAACCUUGGACAGCCAACGACUGGCUCUGAAGGUGGAGAUAAUGAAUCCAUUAAGAACAUCAUUUCUGCUGGUUAUCACAUUUGCUCAGCUCCAGAGGCAGUUGAAUGUAGAGCAAAACAAUACCCUGGACUUCAGAUCUCUCAGCUUGGCCAAGACGUGACUUGCAACCCAUCCGUUGGACUGAUUUGUCAAAACAAUAAGCAAGGUCUUCAGCAAAAGUGCUUUGAUUACGAGAUUCGAGUGAAAUGUUGUCAAUGUGGAACCAUAACACACAUCCCCACCACCACAACAACAACAGUUUCUCAUAUCACUACUCCUACACCCACUACUACAACCUCAACAUCGACAGCUCCACCUACAACAAAAUCAACAACUCAGACUCCCAGCUCUAGUACGACUCCAACCACUACUCCUACAUCAACCUCAACGGGAGUAACACCUACCCAAUGCAGUGGUGAAGAAAAAUGUGUUUGGUCAGACUGGAUCAACCUUGGUCAGCCAACGACUGGCUCUGAAGGAGGAGAUAAUGAAUCCAUUAAGAACAUCAUUUCUGCUGGUUAUCACAUUUGCUCAGCUCCAGAGGCAGUUGAAUGUAGAGCAAAACAAUACCCUGGACUUCAGAUCUCUCAGCUUGGCCAAGACGUGACUUGCAACCCAUCCGUUGGACUGAUUUGUAAAAACAAUAAGCAAGGUCUUCAGCAAAAGUGCUUUGAUUACGAGAUUCGAGUGAAAUGUUGUCAAUGUGGAACCAUAACACACAUCCCCACCACCACAACAACAACAGUUCCUCAUAUCACUACUCCUACACCCACUACUACAACCUCAACAUCGACAGCUCCACCUACAACAAAAUCAACAACUCAGACUCCCAGCUCUAGUACGACUCCAACCACUACUCCUACAUCAACCUCAACAGGAGUAACACCUACCCAAUGCAGUGGUGAAGAAAAAUGUGUUUGGUCAGACUGGAUCAACCUUGGUCAGCCAACGACUGGCUCUGAAGGUGGAGAUAAUGAAUCCAUUAAGAACAUCAUUUCUGCUGGUUAUCACAUUUGCUCAGCUCCAGAGGCAGUUGAAUGUAGAGCAAAACAAUACCCUGGACUUCAGAUCUCUCAGCUUGGCCAAGACGUGACUUGCAACCCAUCCGUUGGACUGAUUUGUCAAAACAAUAAGCAAGGUCUUCAGCAAAAGUGCUUUGAUUACGAGAUUCGAGUGAAAUGUUGUCAAUGUGGAACCAUAACACACAUCCCCACCACCACAACAACAACAGUUUCUCAUAUCACUACUCCUACACCCACUACUACAACCUCAACAUCGACAGCUCCACCUACAACAAAAACAACAACUCAGACUCCCAGCUCUAGUACGACUCCAACCACUACUCCUACAUCAACCUCAACUGGAGUAACACCUACCCAAUGCAGUGGUGAAGAAAAAUGUGUGUGGUCAGACUGGAUCAACCUUGGUCAGCCAACGACUGGCUCUGAAGGUGGAGAUAAUGAAUCCAUUAAGAACAUGAUUUCUGCUGGUUAUCACAUUUGCUCAGCUCCAGAGGCAGUUGAAUGUAGAGCAAAACAAUACCCUGGACUUCAGAUCUCUCAGCUUGGCCAAGACGUGACUUGCAAUCCAUCCGUUGGACUGAUUUGUCAAAACAAUAAGCAAGGUCUUCAGCAAAAGUGCUUUGAUUACGAGAUUCGAGUGAAAUGUUGUCAAUGUGGAACCACAACACACAUCCCCACCACCACAACAACAACAGUUCCUCUCACUAUCACUACUCCUACACCCACUACUACAACCUCAACAUCGACAGCUCCACCUACAACAAAAACAACAACUCAGACUCCCAGCUCUACUCUAGUACGACUCCAACCACUACAUCCUACCUCAACUGGAGUAACACCUACCCAAUGCAGCGGUGAAGAAAAAUGUGUGUGGUCAGACUGGAUCAACCUUGGUCAGCCAACGACUGGCUCUGAAGGUGGAGAUAAUGAAUCCAUUAAGAACAUCAUUUCUGCUGGUUAUCACAUUUGCUCAGCUCCAGAGGCAGUUGAAUGUAGAGCAAAACAAUACCCUGGACUUCAGAUCUCACAGCUUGGCCAAGACGUGACUUGCAAUCCAUCCGUUGGACUGAUUUGUAAAAACAAUAAGCAAGGUCUUCAGCAAAAGUGCUUUGAUUACGAGAUUCGAGUGAAAUGUUGUCAAUGUGGAACCACAACACACAUCCCCACCACCACAACAACAACAGUUCCUCAUAUCACUACUCCUACACCCACUACUACAACCUCAACAUCGACAGCUCCACCUACAACAAAAACAACAACUCAGACUCCCAGCUCUAGUACGACUCCAACCACUACUCCUACAUCAACCUCAACUGGAGUAACACCUACCCAAUGCAGCGGUGAAGAAAAAUGUGUGUGGUCAGACUGGAUCAACCUUGGUCAGCCAAAGACUGGCUCUGAAGGUGGAGAUAAUGAAUCCAUUAAGAACAUAAUUUCCGCUGGUUAUCACAUUUGCUCAGCUCCAGAGGCAGUUGACUGUAGAGCAAAACAAUACCCUGGACUUCAGAUCUCACAGCUUGGCCAAGACGUGACUUGCAAUCCAUCCGUUGGACUGAUUUGUAAAAACAAUAAGCAAGGUCUUCAGCAAAAGUGCUUUGAUUACGAGAUUCGAGUGAAAUGUUGUCAAUGUGGAACCAUAACACACAUCCCCACCACCACAACAACAACAGUUCCUCAUAUCACUACUCCUACACCCACUACUACAACCUCAACAUCGACAGCUCCACCUACAACAAAAACAACAACUCAGACUCCCAGCUCUAGUACGACUCCAACCACUACUCCUACAUCAACCUCAACUGGAGUAACACCUACCCAAUGCAGCGGUGAAGAAAAAUGUGUGUGGUCAGACUGGAUCAACCUUGGUCAGCCAACGACUGGCUCUGAAGGUGGAGAUAAUGAAUCCAUUAAGAACAUAAUUUCUGCUGGUUAUCACAUUUGCUCAGCUCCAGAGGCAGUUGAAUGUAGAGCAAAACAAUACCCUGGACUUCAGAUCUCUCAGCUUGGCCAAGACGUGACUUGCAACCCAUCCGUUGGACUGAUUUGUCAAAACAAUAAGCAAGGUCUUCAGCAAAAGUGCUUUGAUUACGAGAUUCGAGUGAAAUGUUGUCAAUGUGGAACCAUAACACACAUCCCCACCACCACAACAACAACAGUUCCUCAUAUCACUACUCCUACACCCACUACUACAACCUCAACAUCGACAGCUCCACCUACAACAAAAACAACAACUCAGACUCCCAGCUCUAGUACGACUCCAACCACUACUCCUACAUCAACCUCAACUGGAGUAACACCUACCCAAUGCAGCGGUGAAGAAAAAUGUGUGUGGUCAGACUGGAUCAACCUUGGUCAGCCAACGACUGGCUCUGAAGGUGGAGAUAAUGAAUCCAUUAAGAACAUAAUUUCUGCUGGUUAUCACAUUUGCUCAGCUCCAGAGGCAGUUGAAUGUAGAGCAAAACAAUACCCUGGACUUCAGAUCUCACAGCUUGGCCAAGACGUGACUUGCAAUCCAUCCGUUGGACUGAUUUGUAAAAACAAUAAGCAAGGUCUUCAGCAAAAGUGCUUUGAUUACGAGAUUCGAGUGAAAUGUUGUCAAUGUGGAACCACAACACACAUCCCCACCACCACAACAACAACAGUUCCUCAUAUCACUACUCCUACACCCACUACUACAACCUCAACAUCGACAGCUCCACCUACAACAAAAACAACAACUCAGACUCCCAGCUCUAGUACGACUCCAACCACUACUCCUACAUCAACCUCAACUGGAGUAACACCUACCCAAUGCAGCGGUGAAGAAAAAUGUGUGUGGUCAGACUGGAUCAACCUUGGUCAGCCAACGACUGGCUCUGAAGGUGGAGAUAAUGAAUCCAUUAAGAACAUAAUUUCUGCUGGUUAUCACAUUUGCUCAGCUCCAGAGGCAGUUGAAUGUAGAGCAAAACAAUACCCUGGACUUCAGAUCUCUCAGCUUGGCCAAGACGUGACUUGCAACCCAUCCGUUGGACUGAUUUGUCAAAACAAUAAGCAAGGUCUUCAGCAAAAGUGCUUUGAUUACGAGAUUCGAGUGAAAUGUUGUCAAUGUGGAACCAUAACACACAUCCCCACCACCACAACAACAACAGUUCCUCAUAUCACUACUCCUACACCCACUACUACAACCUCAACAUCGACAGCUCCACCUACAACAAAAACAACAACUCAGACUCCCAGCUCUAGUACGACUCCAACCACUACUCCUACAUCAACCUCAACUGGAGUAACACCUACCCAAUGCAGCGGUGAAGAAAAAUGUGUGUGGUCAGACUGGAUCAACCUUGGUCAGCCAACGACUGGCUCUGAAGGUGGAGAUAAUGAAUCCAUUAAGAACAUAAUUUCUGCUGGUUAUCACAUUUGCUCAGCUCCAGAGGCAGUUGAAUGUAGAGCAAAACAAUACCCUGGACUUCAGAUCUCUCAGCUUGGCCAAGACGUGACUUGCAACCCAUCCGUUGGACUGAUUUGUCAAAACAAUAAGCAAGGUCUUCAGCAAAAGUGCUUUGAUUACGAGAUUCGAGUGAAAUGUUGUCAAUGUGGAACCAUAACACACAUCCCCACCACCACAACAACAACAGUUCCUCAUAUCACUACUCCUACACCCACUACUACAACCUCAACAUCGACAGCUCCACCUACAACAAAAACAACAACUCAGACUCCCAGCUCUAGUACGACUCCAACCACUACUCCUACAUCAACCUCAACUGGAGUAACACCUACCCAAUGCAGUGGUGAAGAAAAAUGUGUGUGGUCAGACUGGAUCAACCUUGGUCAGCCAACGACUGGCUCUGAAGGUGGAGAUAAUGAAUCCAUUAAGAACAUCAUUUCUGCUGGUUAUCACAUUUGCUCAGCUCCAGAGGCAGUUGAAUGUAGAGCAAAACAAUACCCUGGACUUCAGAUCUCUCAGCUUGGCCAAGACGUGACUUGCAACCCAUCCGUUGGACUGAUUUGUCAAAACAAUAAGCAAGGUCUUCAGCAAAAGUGCUUUGAUUACGAGAUUCGAGUGAAAUGUUGUCAAUGUGGAACCAUAACACACAUCCCCACCACCACAACAACAACAGUUCCUCAUAUCACUACUCCUACACCCACUACUACAACCUCAACAUCGACAGCUCCACCUACAACAAAAACAACAACUCAGACUCCCAGCUCUAGUACGACUCCAACCACUACUCCUACAUCAACCUCAACUGGAGUAACACCUACCCAAUGCAGCGGUGAAGAAAAAUGUGUGUGGUCAGACUGGAUCAACCUUGGUCAGCCAACGACUGGCUCUGAAGGUGGAGAUAAUGAAUCCAUUAAGAACAUAAUUUCUGCUGGUUAUCACAUUUGCUCAGCUCCAGAGGCAGUUGAAUGUAGAGCAAAACAAUACCCUGGACUUCAGAUCUCUCAGCUUGGCCAAGACGUGACUUGCAACCCAUCCGUUGGACUGAUUUGUCAAAACAAUAAGCAAGGUCUUCAGCAAAAGUGCUUUGAUUACGAGAUUCGAGUGAAAUGUUGUCAAUGUGGAACCAUAACACACAUCCCCACCACCACAACAACAACAGUUCCUCAUAUCACUACUCCUACACCCACUACCACAACCUCAACAUCGACAGCUCCACCAACAACAAAAACAACAACUCAGACUCCCAACUCUAGUACGACUCCAACCACUACUCCUACAUCAACCUCAACUGGAGUAACACCUACCCAAUGCAGCGGUGAAGAAAAAUGUGUGUGGUCAGACUGGAUCAACCUUGGUCAGCCAACGACUGGCUCUGAAGGUGGAGAUAAUGAAUCCAUUAAGAACAUAAUUUCUGCUGGUUAUCACAUUUGCUCAGCUCCAGAGGCAGUUGAAUGUAGAGCAAAACAAUACCCUGGACUUCAGAUCUCUCAGCUUGGCCAAGACGUGACUUGCAACCCAUCCGUUGGACUGAUUUGUCAAAACAAUAAGCAAGGUCUUCAGCAAAAGUGCUUUGAUUACGAGAUUCGAGUGAAAUGUUGUCAAUGUGGAACCAUAACACACAUCCCCACCACCACAACAACAACAGUUCCUCAUAUCACUACUCCUACACCCACUACCACAACCUCAACAUCGACAGCUCCAACUACAACAAAAACAACAACUCAGAAUCCCAGCUCUAGUACGACUCCAACCACUACUCCUACAUCAACCUCAACUGGAGUAACACCUACCCAAUGCAGUGGUGAAGAAAAAUGUGUGUGGUCAGACUGGAUCAACCUUGGUCAGCCAACGACUGGCUCUGAAGGUGGAGAUAUUGAAUCCAUUAAGAACAUCAUUUCUGCUGGUUAUCACAUUUGCUCAGCUCCAGAGGCAGUUGAAUGUAGAGCAAAACAAUACCCUGGACUUCAGAUCUCACAGCUUGGCCAAGACGUGACUUGCAAUCCAUCCGUUGGACUGAUUUGUCAAAACAAUAAGCAAGGUCUUCAGCAAAAGUGCUUUGAUUACGAGAUUCGAGUGAAAUGUUGUCAAUGUGGAACCAUAACACACAUCCCCACCACCACAACAACAACAGUUCCUCAUAUCACUACUCCUACACCCACUACUACAACCUCAACAUCGACAGCUCCACCUACAACAAAAACAACAACUCAGACUCCCAGCUCUAGUACGACUCCAACCACUACUCCUACAUCAACCUCAACUGGAGUAACACCUACCCAAUGCAGCGGUGAAGAAAAAUGUGUGUGGUCAGACUGGAUCAACCUUGGUCAGCCAACGACUGGCUCUGAAGGUGGAGAUAAUGAAUCCAUUAAGAACAUAAUUUCUGCUGGUUAUCACAUUUGCUCAGCUCCAGAGGCAGUUGAAUGUAGAGCAAAACAAUACCCUGGACUUCAGAUCUCUCAGCUUGGCCAAGACGUGACUUGCAACCCAUCCGUUGGACUGAUUUGUCAAAACAAUAAGCAAGGUCUUCAGCAAAAGUGCUUUGAUUACGAGAUUCGAGUGAAAUGUUGUCAAUGUGGAACCAUAACACACAUCCCCACCACCACAACAACAACAGUUCCUCAUAUCACUACUCCUACACCCACUACCACAACCUCAACAUCGACAGCUCCACCUACAACAAAAACAACAACUCAGAAUCCCAGCUCUAGUACGACUCCAACCACUACUCCUACAUCAACCUCAACUGGAGUAACACCUACCCAAUGCAGUGGUGAAGAAAAAUGUGUGUGGUCAGACUGGAUCAACCUUGGUCAGCCAACGACUGGCUCUGAAGGUGGAGAUAAUGAAUCCAUUAAGAACAUCAUUUCUGCUGGUUAUCACAUUUGCUCAGCUCCAGAGGCAGUUGAAUGUAGAGCAAAACAAUACCCUGGACUUCAGAUCUCACAGCUUGGCCAAGACGUGACUUGCAAUCCAUCCGUUGGACUGAUUUGUCAAAACAAUAAGCAAGGUCUUCAGCAAAAGUGCUUUGAUUAUGAGAUUCGAGUGAAAUGUUGUCAAUGUGGAACCAUAACACACAUCCCCACCACCACAACAACAACAGUUCCUCAUAUCACUACUCCUACACCCACUACUACAACCUCAACAUCGACAGCUCCACCUACAACAAAAACAACAACUCAGACUCCCAGCUCUAGUACGACUCCAACCACUACUCCUACAUCAACCUCAACUGGAGUAACACCUACCCAAUGCAGCGGUGAAGAAAAAUGUGUGUGGUCAGACUGGAUCAACCUUGGUCAGCCAACGACUGGCUCUGAAGGUGGAGAUAAUGAAUCCAUUAAGAACAUCAUUUCUGCUGGUUAUCACAUUUGCUCAGCUCCAGAGGCAGUUGAAUGUAGAGCAAAACAAUACCCUGGACUUCAGAUCUCUCAGCUUGGCCAAGACGUGACUUGCAACCCAUCCGUUGGACUGAUUUGUCAAAACAAUAAGCAAGGUCUUCAGCAAAAGUGCUUUGAUUACGAGAUUCGAGUGAAAUGUUGUCAAUGUGGAACCAUAACACACAUCCCCACCACCACAACAACAACAGUUCCUCAUAUCACUACUCCUACACCCACUACCACAACCUCAACAUCGACAGCUCCAACUACAACAAAAACAACAACUCAGAAUCCCAGCUCUAGUACGACUCCAACCACUACUCCUACAUCAACCUCAACUGGAGUAACACCUACCCAAUGCAGUGGUGAAGAAAAAUGUGUGUGGUCAGACUGGAUCAACCUUGGUCAGCCAACGACUGGCUCUGAAGGUGGAGAUAUUGAAUCCAUUAAGAACAUCAUUUCUGCUGGUUAUCACAUUUGCUCAGCUCCAGAGGCAGUUGAAUGUAGAGCAAAACAAUACCCUGGACUUCAGAUCUCACAGCUUGGCCAAGACGUGACUUGCAAUCCAUCCGUUGGACUGAUUUGUCAAAACAAUAAGCAAGGUCUUCAGCAAAAGUGCUUUGAUUAUGAGAUUCGAGUGAAAUGUUGUCAAUGUGGAACCAUAACACACAUCCCCACCACCACAACAACAACAGUUCCUCAUAUCACUACUCCUACACCCACUACCACAACCUCAACAUCGACAGCUCCAACUACAACAAAAACAACAACUCAGACUCCCAGCUCUAGUACGACUCCAACCACUACUCCUACAUCAACCUCAACUGGAGUAACACCUACCCAAUGCAGCGGUGAAGAAAAAUGUGUGUGGUCAGACUGGAUCAACCUUGGUCAGCCAACGACUGGCUCUGAAGGUGGAGAUAAUGAAUCCAUUAAGAACAUAAUUUCUGCUGGUUAUCACAUUUGCUCAGCUCCAGAGGCAGUUGAAUGUAGAGCAAAACAAUACCCUGGACUUCAGAUCUCUCAGCUUGGCCAAGACGUGACUUGCAACCCAUCCGUUGGACUGAUUUGUCAAAACAAUAAGCAAGGUCUUCAGCAAAAGUGCUUUGAUUACGAGAUUCGAGUGAAAUGUUGUCAAUGUGGAACCAUAACACACAUCCCCACCACCACAACAACAACAGUUCCUCAUAUCACUACUCCUACACCCACUACUACAACCUCAACAUCGACAGCUCCACCUACAACAAAAACAACAACUCAGACCCCCAGCUCUAGUACGACUCCAACCACUACUCCUACAUCAACCUCAACUGGAGUAACACCUACCCAAUGCAGCGGUGAAGAAAAAUGUGUGUGGUCAGACUGGAUCAACCUUGGUCAGCCAACGACUGGCUCUGAAGGUGGAGAUAAUGAAUCCAUUAAGAACAUCAUUUCUGCUGGUUAUCACAUUUGCUCAGCUCCAGAGGCAGUUGAAUGUAGAGCAAAACAAUACCCUGGACUUCAGAUCUCUCAGCUUGGCCAAGACGUGACUUGCAACCCAUCCGUUGGACUGAUUUGUCAAAACAAUAAGCAAGGUCUUAAGCAAAAGUGCUUUGAUUACGAGAUUCGAGUGAAAUGUUGUCAAUGUGGAACCAUAACACACAUCCCCACCACCACAACAACAACAGUUCCUCAUAUCACUACUCCUACACCCACUACUACAACCUCAACAUCGACAGCUCCACCUACAACAAAAAUAACAACUCAGACUCCCAGCUCUAGUACGACUCCAACCACUACUCCUACAUCAACCUCAACUGGAGUAACACCUACCCAAUGCAGCGGUGAAGAAAAAUGUGUGUGGUCAGACUGGAUCAACCUUGGUCAGCCAACGACUGGCUCUGAAGGUGGAGAUAAUGAAUCCAUUAAGAACAUCAUUUCUGCUGGUUAUCACAUUUGCUCAGCUCCAGAGGCAGUUGAAUGUAGAGCAAAACAAUACCCUGGACUUCAGAUCUCUCAGCUUGGCCAAGAUGUGACUUGCAAUCCAUCUGUUGGACUGAUUUGUCAAAACAAUAAGCAAGGUCUUCAGCAAAAGUGCUUUGAUUACGAGAUUCGAGUGAAAUGUUGUCAAUGUGGAACCACAACACACAUCCCCACCACCACAUCAACGACAGGUCCUCAUAUCACCACUCCUACACCCACUACUACAACCUCAACGUCAACAGCUCCACCUACAACAAAAACAACAACUCUGCCUCCCACCACUACUAUUAUUCCUACAACUCCUUUUUUUGUAAUAACUGGUGAAACAGUGAAACCAUCGAUUCCAGUUACAAUCCCCCUUUAUUGUUCUUCUUGCCAUUUCAAUCAUACUGAUUUCCUCAUUGGCUCAAUUGUUUAUAAUGUCUCUGACCAUGAUGGAUGGUGCUACAUUGGUCUCUGCAACAAGACUUGUGAAAUAGAAACACAUUUGACCAGCUGUGGUACAUCAACUACCCCAGUUACUCCUACUUCACCAACCACUUCACAGCCCCCAACAACAACAGUUCCACAUGUAACAUAUCCAUCUGAGAAGAACUGUGACCAUGACCAUCCUCCAAGACAGAAUGGUGACAGCUGGAAACAUAACCAAUGCACCAACGGAACAUGCGCCAACGGGAAGGUUAUUUAUGAGCAUGUACAUUGUGAGACUCCGAAGCCUAUAGCAUGUGAAAAUAACUAUCCUCCCAUCAAAGUGUAUGACGAAUCUGGAUGCUGUUUCCACUAUGAGUGUCAAUGUAUCUGCUAUGGUUGGGGAGACCCUCACUAUGUCACCUUUGAUGGAACAUACUAUGGCUUCCAAGGAAAUUGUUCUUACGUCUUGGUCAAAGAAAUCCUGCCAAAGUACAACUUCAGUGUUGUAAUCGACAAUUACUAUUGUGAUGCCCCAGAUGGACUUUCCUGUCCUCAGUCUCUGACAAUUUAUUAUCAAUCUUACAAGAUAUUCAUGACCAAGAAGGACGUUGAUGGAGUUUUCACAAAUCUGAUUUAUGUAAACCAGAAACGCAUCAUCCCAGCAUAUGAGACCAAGGACUUCCGCAUCACAGACAACGGAAUUGAGACCCUUUUAGUCAUACCAGCAAUUAAUGCCAAGGUGUCUUUCACUGGUCUUAUGUUUAGCAUAUACCUGCCCUGGGACAAGUUCAGUGGCAACACUGAGGGACAGUGUGGUACAUGUGACAACAACCGGACAGAUGACUGCCGCUUGCCAAAUGGGACUAUAGAUUCAUCUUGUCCUGACAUGGCACACCAAUGGUAUGUUGCUGACCACAAUAACAGUCAGUGCACACCACCACCACCAGAGCCGAUACCAACACCACCACCAGGCUGUGAUCCACCCAUUUGUCAUCUCAUUCAAAGCAAGGUCUUUGAGAGUUGCCAUAAGAUAAUCCCCUACGAGCCAUUCCUUGUGGCAUGUAUCUUUGAUGCGUGUUAUAUGGAUGAUGUUACCAUUGGCUGCACCAGCUUGCAGACCUAUGCUGAUGCAUGUGCACAAGCAGGAGUCUGUAUUGAGUGGAGAAAUUAUACAAAUGGACAAUGUGACUUCACAUGUGAGAAACCCAAGGUUUAUAAAGCCUGCGGUCCACAAGUUGAACCAACCUGUAAUGCCUGGUACAAUUUCAAAUUCAUCCAGACUCAAAAUGAGUUCAGUGUCAUGGGAGAUAUACAAUUGGAGGGAUGUUAUUGUCCCCCUGGGACCACUCUUAUGAGUUCCAGCUCAAACUACUGUAUCCCCAGCUGUGAUAUUUGCCCAUUGCCAAAUGGAGAAUGGAAAGAGGCUAAUGAGACCUGGGUGAGCAACUGCCAGGAGUGUGUGUGUGACCCGUACAGUCUGGAAAUCCAGUGCCAGCCUAUGGCAUGCCAACAUCAGCCUCCUCUCACCUGUGAUCAGGAGGGCCAAGUUAAGGGCGUAGAAACCGUUGACUGUUGUCAAAAGGACAAAUGCGAGUGUGAUGUCACACGAUGCUCUACUUCCAAGAUAACUUGCCCAGUCGGAUUCGAGACAGAGGCAACUAUGGGAGUCUGCUGCCUAACUUAUCAAUGUGUGCCAAAGGAUGUCUGUGUGUUUAACAACACUGAAUAUCAGCCUGGUGCCAAUGUUCCUGGGGACAAGUGUAAGAAUUGUGUGUGUGGUGACAGUGUAGAUGCCCAAAGCCAUCUACAUAUCAUUGAGUGUCAUCCUACUGAAUGUGACACUCACUGCCAGCAGGGCUAUGAUCAUCAAGCCAUUCCUGGGCAGUGUUGUGGGAAGUGUGUACAGACAAGCUGUGUGGUUAUGCUGCCAGAUAACACAACACACACUAUUCAGCCUGGUUCCGUCUGGAUACCAUCGGGAGACAAGUGUGUCAAGUAUGAGUGCGUAAAGAUUCAGGAGCAAUUCAUCCCAAUCGAGGCUAAGACUGUGUGCCCUGUCUUCCACCCAGAAGACUGCAUACCCGGAACUGAAGUCAUUGCUCCAGAUGGUUGCUGCCAUGUCUGUAUUCCAAUAACUAAGCCAUGCAAUGUGACAAAGAGCAGAGUGUACCUGGACAGCAAUGGCUGCAAGUCUGCAAACAAGGUGGAAGUGACAACAUGCAGUGGAUCCUGUGUCACCUACGCCAUGUAUUCUCUUGAGGCCAACAUGAUGGAGCGCUCUUGUACCUGCUGUCGGGAAGAAUCCACCACCAAGAAGGAAGUGGAGAUGAUCUGCCCAGACGGUUCAAAGUUCAACCACUCCUACAUCCACAUCAAUAAAUGUGGCUGCCAGAGGACAGAGUGCGUGACCCCGGAGGAGACCCAGGUCACAAGGUCACGACGCAGGAGAAGAUGAAUGACUCUCCACUACCAUCCCUUUACUGCUUAGAUUAGUUCUCUAUUUAUGUUCAACUUGUUCAUGUUCCUGCAAAGUAAUCUGCUAAACAUAGGAGAAAUUGUUUCAGCUUCAUAUUCAUUUUAUUUAUUUUUUUGCCAAAAUAAAGUUGGCAAUAGGCUAUGCAUAUAUACCACA